CAGCAUUCAGUUACCAUUUGGCGGUUGAACACCCAUAAUCGCUUUUUAAACGACGCUAAUGAUAACGACCAAAUAACAGUAUCAAGUGAUAAAAACACUCGCCCAAUCAAUUUAGAACAUUUUAUUAUGCAAAUCAAAUUUUGCACACAUUUUCACCACAAAAUGAUUAGAAUGGGGAAAUUCUAGUGAAAAUUGAAUAAAGUGAUGUGAAACAUCCGAAUAAAAAGUGAAAUGUGAUUUAUAUUUUCUGGUUCAGUUUUGCUGUGAUGUCAUGUGAUUUGUAGAGUUUUCGAUUAGAAACUUCCAAACACCAAAAUUCAAUUAAAUGCACCAGCAGCUUACUUGGAAUUUUUACAUCCAAUGAUUACUUUGUGCUCUAUUUGCUUAAACAAACAAAAAAAAAUUGAAAUUCGAUGAAAGUGGCAAAGCAUCAGGAUUAAAGUGGCCAAAAUUCAAAUUUAAAGUGGUGAUUUUGUCGUUGAACUGCUGGGCAACAACAUUGAAUGUGAGCGCGUAUUUUUCAUCGCACUGACUAGAAAGCAUGCAAAUCCGAAAUGGACAGUCCGUUAAGUAAACCAAUCCCACCGAAUGCCAUCAAAACGCGAGCAUCAACAUUUCGAUGUUUUUUGAAACAACAAAGCAUUACGUCCACACUAUCGAUUCCAAUUCGCAUGGCGCCGGCCUUUAGUCGUAUGCUAGGCUUUGGAAAUACUACCAAAUUCAAAACGGAAGAAUUGCUUCAGGCAGCUGAAUCGGGUGAUUUGGAAGAUUUUGUUCGAUUGUAUCAAGGCGAUAAUAGUCGUUUGAUGGUAACAGAUGCUCGCGGGCGUACAGCAGCUCAUCUUGCAGCAGUGAAAAAUCGAGUAAACAUACUGCAGUAUAUUUAUGCACAGGAAGGAAAUAUGGACGCACAGGACGCUGCCGAAAAUACACCGUUACAUUUAACCGUCGAGGAGAAUGCAUUCGAGGCUAUGGACUAUUUGCUCUCAAUUGGCGUGAGUGCAAAUGUGUUGAACGAGAAGAAACAGUCACCAAUCCAUAUGGCUACUGAGCUGAAUCGAGUAACGGCACUUAAAGUGAUGGGUAAUUAUCGUAAUAUCAUCGAUAUCCAGAAGGGGGGCGAACACGGACGUACUGCACUCCAUUUAGCCGCCAUUUAUGAUCAUGAGGAAUGUGCACGAAUUUUGGUACGUUGGAUAUCGGAGUUUGGUGCAUGUCCUCGCAAACCCUGUAACAAUGGCUACUACCCAAUUCACGAGGCGGCUAAAAACGCCAGCUCCAAAACGAUGGAGGUUUUCUUUCAGUGGGGCGAAUCACGUGGAUGUACACGCGAAGAGAUGAUUUCAUUUUACGAUUCCGAAGGUAACGUCCCACUUCAUUCGGCUGUGCAUGGCGGUGAUAUAAGAGCCGUUGAGCUUUGCAUCAAUUCUGGAGCGAAAAUUUGCACGCAACAACAUGACCUUUCUACUCCAGUUCAUUUGGCGUGUGCACAAGGGGCCUUGGAAAUUGUCAAGUUGUGUUUUCGAAUGCAGCCACAAGAGAAGAAAAUUUGCCUUUCAUGCACCGAUGCACAGAAAAUGACUCCGUUACAUUGUGCCGCAAUGUUUGAUUAUCCCGAUGUUGUUUCAUACUUGAUUAAAGAAGGAGCCGACAUAAAUGCACUGGAUCGCGAACAUCGAUCGCCAUUGUUAUUGGCAGCAUCACGUGGCGCUUGGAAAACAGUCCUUGCAUUAAUUAAGCUGGGCGCUGAAAUUACGAUUAAAGACGUGAACCAACGCAACGUACUGCAUUUGGUGAUAAUGAAUGGCGGGCGUUUGGAAGAGUUUGCAAAUGAAGUGUCCGCAACACAAUUCAGUUCCCAAUUACAGCACUUGCUUAAUGAAAAGGACAACACCGGAUGUUCAGCAUUACACUACGCAAGCCGAGAAGGCCACAUUCGAUCGCUGGAGAAUCUGAUCAGAUUGGGUGCUUGUAUCAAUUUGAAAAAUAAUAACAACGAAUCUGCAUUACAUUUCGCCGCCCGGUAUGGCCGAUACAAUACGGUGCGACAGCUGCUCGACUCGGAAAAAGGGACGUUUAUCAUAAAUGAGAGCGACGGCGAAGGCCUUACGCCAUUGCAUAUUGCUUCACAACAGGGUCACACACGAGUCGUUCAACUGUUUCUCAAUCGAGGCGCACUGUUGCAUCGGGAUCAUAACGGAAGGACACCACUGCACCUAGCGGCUGCGAGUGGAUAUACCCAAACCAUUGAGCUAUUGCAUUCCGUUCAUUCGCAUUUACUCGAUCAAAUCGAUAAGGAUGGCAACACUCCGCUUCAUCUCGCAACGAUAGAAAAUAAACCAAAUGCCAUUUCAUUGUUGCUCUCAAUGAACUGUAAAAUGCUAUAUAACUACAUGGAAAUGAGCGCCAUUGAUUAUGCCAUUUACUACAAAUACCCCGAAGCAGCGUUGGCCAUGGUCACGCAUGAGGAACGCUCCGAAGAAAUUAUGGUGCUCAAAUCCGAUAAACAUCCAUGCGUUACGCUCGCUCUAAUUGCGUCCAUGCCACGAGUAUUCGAAGCCGUACAAGACAAGUGCAUCACCAAAGCAAAUUGCAAGAAAGACUCGAAAAGCUUCUAUAUCAAGUAUUCAUUAUCGUGUUUGCAAUGUCCCACGAUGUAUGCACAAAUGGAUGAAAAAACUGGUGAAGCACUUCAGAUAUCAAAGCCAAUACCAUUGCCGGCGCUCAAUAUCAAGUACAAUUUUCAUAGUUAUCAUUGCUCCAAAGCCAAAGUAUUGGCUAUACGACAAAGCAUGAAUGAUAUGACAUGGACACCGCCACCAUUACAAGUUAUCAAUGCAAUGGUUACUCACGGCCGUGUUGAGCUCCUCGCACAUCCACUCAGUCAAAAAUAUUUGCAAAUGAAAUGGAAUGCCUAUGGGAAAUAUUUUCAUGUCUGCAACUUAUUGAUCUACACCGUCUUCUUGUCAUUUGUCACCAUUUAUGCAUCUCAUCUAAUGCAAAGUGUUGAUACAAAUGAAUCCAUCGUUGAUUCGUCAGCACCAUUGAAUUCAAGUGAUGAACCAUACGCAGCACGAUUGUCACACCCAAGAACCAUUUUCAAUUCAGCUGAUGUUUCCAGUCAAGCAUUCAUCGAUAAGCAAAUCAAUGUUUCAACUAUGAUGAUGGUGUCUGGCCUUGCGAUCAUCGUUUAUAUCGUGUGUAGUACGAUGCGAGAAUUUCUUCAAAUCUACCAACAAAAAUGGCAGUACCUAUUUGAACCGAACAAUUUCAUUUCGUGGAUGCUGUACAUUUCGGCUGGAAUCAUGGUGUCGCCAAUUUUCAGCGGUCAUAUUUCAGAUUGCCAUUUUUCCGCCACGUCAUUAACGGUUUUUCUGUCUUGGUUCAAUUUGCUUCUGUUUUUACAACGAUUUGAUCAAGUUGGCAUUUAUGUGGUGAUGUUUCUAGAGAUUUUACAAACAUUGAUCAGAGUGUUGAUGGUAUUUUCCAUAUUGAUCAUUGCAUUUGGAUUGGCCUUUUACAUAGUUUUGUCUAAGUCGAAGAUGUCAUCAGCACAAAUGUCAUCGAGUCAAUUGGCAUUUUCAACCAUUCCAAUGUCAUUGGUUCGAACUUUCUCGAUGAUGCUCGGUGAAAUGGACUUUGUUGGCACUUAUGUCCAACCGUUCUGGCUUCAUGAGCUUCCAUUGCCAAUAUCAUCCUUUUUACUGCUAUGUCUCUUCAUGAUUCUGAUGCCAAUAUUGUUGAUGAACUUACUGAUUGGUCUGGCUGUGGGCGAUAUUGAAUCGGUUCGCCGAAAUGCACAACUCAAGCGUUUGGCAAUGCAGGUUGUCCUUCACACCGAACUUGAACGCAAAUUACCACAAAUGUGGCUGGAGAGAGCUGACAAAAGUGAGCUCAUCGAGUAUCCCAACAGUCAAAAGUGCAAAUUGGGCAUGUUCGAUUCUGUACUCCGAAAAUGGUUCUGUAAUCCAUUCAACGACGAAAACAACAUAGACAUGGGUUUUGAAACAACGGACGAGAUUUUGGCCGAUGAAUUGGAAAAACAACGACGUAAAUUAAAUACAAUGGCAUCAACUCUGGAACAACAACAUCAAAUGCUGCGACUCAUUGUGCAGAAAAUGGAAAUAAAAACGGAAGCGGAUGAUGUGGACGAAGGAGUGUCACCAAAUGAAUUAAGAGUCUCUUCAGCGGUCAGCCCAACUGGUGGACCAUCGCGUUGGACUUCUCCACGUAUCCGCAAGAAAUUAAAACACGCCAAGAGCUUUAAUAAGAGUGCAUAAAACUAAAUUAAUGUCGUUAACAGUACAACGAUUCUAAGUACAGGCGAGUCGCAAUUGUUUCAACCAUUUUGAUGCUAUGCAAUUUUAACCAAUUGGUGCGUGAUGUUUUUCAUUACAAACAAACAAUCGGGAAGUGAAACAAUCGACACUCGCCUGUAGUCGCGGAUGAGAUAAUUCAUUUUGCCGUUUGCAGGACAACGAUCUCUUAAAAUUAUCAUUAUUUUGUGUCUUCACUCUACCAAAAACUGAUCUAUUUUGAUGGAAAAACAAACUAAAGUCAAUUUUUUGCACACAAUUUUAAAUAUUCACAUAUUUAUCACAAAUAAAAUGUUUAAUGUGUGAUUGUUACCUUUAAUCCCCCAAAAACUGGAAUUGGAGCUGUGUUUUUUCCACAUUCCCUGAAGAAUUUAACUGAAUUUAACAAAAAUCUAAUGAUGUUAGCUUUAUUUUCAAUAAAGAACCAUUGAUAUAUUAUUUUAACUGGACAAA
Molecule: messenger RNA, 4769 nt
Organism: Sitodiplosis mosellana (orange wheat blossom midge)
Lineage: Eukaryota; Metazoa; Arthropoda; Insecta; Diptera; Cecidomyiidae
Gene: TrpA1
Product: transient receptor potential cation channel subfamily A member 1
Exons: 21
Coding region: 555-4280 (1241 amino acids)
Biological process (GO): monoatomic ion transport; transmembrane transport
Cellular component (GO): membrane
Molecular function (GO): protein binding; monoatomic ion channel activity
Source: RefSeq, a predicted model, not a curated record